Molecule: messenger RNA, 1002 nt
Organism: Podospora anserina S mat+
Lineage: Eukaryota; Fungi; Ascomycota; Sordariomycetes; Sordariales; Podosporaceae
Exons: 2
Coding region: 1-1002 (333 amino acids)
Molecular function (GO): catalytic activity
Source: RefSeq, a predicted model, not a curated record
AUGGCAUCGACUGCCUUCCCCAAGCUCGCCAGAAAGGCAAUUCUGAGUGACGGUACAACCUAUGGUUACAUUCACGUCCCUGCUACUGGCAGCAAACCCACAUUUCUCCUGCUCCAUGGCGCACCAAGCUCCAGUUAUAUUUGGCAUCACCAAGUCGAGCUAUUACCCAAGGCUGGCUUUGGUAUUUUGGUACCGGACCUUCUCGGCUAUGGCGACACGGACAAACCGGAAUCCUACGAGCCAUAUCAGAUGAAGUGUCUUGUUCCCCAAGUCCAUGAACUUGUGACCAAGGUUCUCGACACCCCAAAGGUCAUUGGAGUCGGGCAUGACUUUGGUGCCGGACUUCUUUCACACCUUUACGUGCACCACAAAGAGCUCUUCAGUCAACUGGUGUUCAUAGCAACUGGCUUCAUGUUUUUGGACUCGCCGUUUGAUCCUGACUCCGUGAUACAAAUGUCCAAAGAGAUUCUAGGAUACAGCACUUCUGGCUACGUCAAGGUCUUUAUAUCCCCUGAUGGCGCAACCCUGGUUGAGAAGAAUGACAGGCGCGUCGAUUCGCUUUUCUAUGCCCAGGACCCCAAAGUGUGGAUUGAAUACUUUGGGGAACCGGGAGGCUUUACCAAGUUCCUAGAGUCCGACAUCGAGAUUCCUGUUGCCCACUGGAUUUCGCCCGCCGAACUGGAGAUGCACAACAGAAUCUUGAGGGCAGGAGGAUACACUGGUCCUUUCAAUUGGUACAAGGCUGCUGUGUUUUGUGGACCAGCCAAAGAGGAUCAGGACUUGCCAGCGGAGGAGAAAACGAUCAAUAUUCCUACUCUCUUCAUCGCCACCCUUAAGGACUACGCAGUGAUCACUGAUAUGCACAUCCAAGAUCUUCGUGGGCUGGCAAAAGAUUUGAGGGUUGAGAAGCUCGACGUUGGACACUGGGCCAUGCUCGAGGGAAAAGAAAGGGUUGAGGCUCUUCUUGAGGAGGUUGGUAAUGCUCAGAUCAGAAAGUUGUGA